This is a messenger RNA of Brassica rapa (field mustard), 1711 nucleotides long. RefSeq names its product salicylate/benzoate carboxyl methyltransferase. Gene Ontology annotation, molecular function: methyltransferase activity. The record is from RefSeq and is a predicted model, not a curated record. NCBI's taxonomy places the organism in Eukaryota, Viridiplantae, Streptophyta, Magnoliopsida, Brassicales, Brassicaceae.
UAAUAAGAUCUCAUUGAGCCUUAUCAUUAAUAAGUAAGAUAAAAGAUGGAUUCAAGAUUCAACGGUGCCGUUCCUUCCCUGAGGUUUGUCUCUCUAAUUCAUCAUUACAACACCUAGCACACUUUUUCACUUUGAUUUAGUUGUUUCAAAUAUACAUAAUACAAAUAUCAUAUAUAUAUAUGUAUACAUAUAUGCUAGACAAUGUAUGUCCAUGUCCACUAGUAAUCUAUGUAUAUCGGGAUGCAGGUAUAUUGAUGAAAAGAGUGACGAUGAAUAUGCAGUUGUGAAAGCUUUACAUAUGAGUGGUGGAGAUGGAGUCAACAGUUACUCCGCCAAUUCUCUUCCUCAGAAAAGAGUUUUACAAAUGGCCAAAGCAGUCUUGGUAAAAAACACCGAAGAAAUGAUGAUGAAUUUAAACUUUCCUAACUAUAUCAAAGUUGCUGAAUUGGGUUGUUCGUCGGGGCAAAACACGUUUUUGGCUAUGUCUGAGAUCAUCAACACCAUCAAUGUGUUGUGCCAACAAUCGAACCAAAACCCUCCAGAAAUCGAUUGUUGUCUGAAUGAUCUUCCGGAAAACGAUUUCAACACAACGUUCAAAUUUGUACCCUUCUUCAAAAAGGAGCUCAUGAUGACAAACCAAGCAUCGUGUUUCGUCAAUGGAACACCAGGUUCCUUCUACUCUAGGCUCUUCUCUCGCAAUAGCCUCCAUUUUGUACAUUCAUCUUACGCUCUCCAUUGGCUCUCCAAGGUUCCAGAAAAACUCGAGAAUGAUACGGAAAAUGUGUACAUAUCAAACUCAAGUUCUCAAAGUACUUACAAAGCUUACUUGAAUCAGUUCCAACGAGAUUUCACAAUGUUUCUAACGUUACGUUCUGAGGAAAUGGUCUCUAACGGACGAAUGGUUCUUACCUUCAACGGUAGAAACACUAUUAACAGUGAUCCAUUGUAUAGAGAUUGUUGUCACUUUUGGACACUGCUAUCAAACUCUCUCUGUGACCUAGUCUCCGAGGGCCUAGUGAGUGAAUCAAAACUGGGUGCAUUCAACGUGCCGUUUUAUGAUCCGAAUGAACAAGAACUCAAGGAAGUGAUACAAAACCAAGGCUCUUUCAAAAUCAAUGACUUAGAGACACAUGGAUUCGAUCGUGCCCAUAGUAAACGCGACAACGGAGAAGAUAACUAUGACGCAAGAUACAAUAGAGCCAAAUCUGUAAGAGCCAUUGCUGAACCAAUGCUCAUUGCUCAUUUUGGAGAAGAUAUUAUCGAUACCUUGUUUGAUAAAUAUGCUCGCCAUGUGACACAACACGCGAACUGCAGAAACAGAACGAGUGUCACUCUUGUCCUCGCGUUGACUAAGAAAUAAUCAGCAUUGGCUUGAAUAUAAUUGCUUGUAUAUUUACUUAUUAUUUCACGUUCCGUUAAUAAAUUCUAAGACAUGCCCAUGCCCCUCAUGCGAUGAUGUGAUGCUUCUCCUGGAAAGUAUAUUCUGAUUGUAAUAUGUUACUAGAGCUUGAUUGCGGACAUUCGUUUUUACUUUAUACUCCCUAUCUAUGUAUCACAAUAAGUGGAUUUUAAGGUUGUUGCACAUCGAUUGAUGAAUUAUAAAAUUUUAUUCAAUCUUUCUCGUGUGUAUAAAAAGAGUAAUAAAUACAGAUAAUUCAACAAAAAAAAAUCAUACUGCAGAAUACAAAUAGUCAAAACAUAAAAUUGUAUU